Messenger RNA from Lucilia cuprina (Australian sheep blowfly), 1626 nucleotides. It is a transcript of the gene lovit, whose product is annotated as proton-associated sugar transporter A. The record is from RefSeq and is a predicted model, not a curated record. Gene Ontology annotation, cellular component: membrane. Gene Ontology annotation, molecular function: sucrose:proton symporter activity. The annotation marks the transcript as partial. The transcript has 5 exons. Lineage: Eukaryota; Metazoa; Arthropoda; Insecta; Diptera; Calliphoridae.
UCUAAUGAUGAUACACUUAGACAUAAAUCUCGCAUGGAAUUAGUUCGUGUAUCUGCUGCUGUAAUGGGUAUUGAGUUUUCAUAUGCUGCUGAAACGGCUUUCGUGUCACCCACCCUUUUAAAGAUUGGCGUUGAACAUCAACACAUGACUUUAGUUUGGGCAUUGUCGCCUCUAGUUGGUUUCUUUCUUACACCAAUUCUUGGCUCUAUGAGCGACCGCUGUAAACUAAAUAUGGGACGUAGAAGACCGUUCAUUAUUCUGUUGUCUAUUGGUGUUUUUCUUGGAUUACUGUUGGUGCCCAAUGGUGAGGAUUUGGGUUAUUUAUUUGGUGACAUUGAUCCACACAUUCAAAUCUCUGCCAUGAAUUUAACACUAAAUGGUACGACGCACAAUAACAUAAAUGUUUCUCCACAUCGUGCAACAGCAUCUAAAACAGAGUUGGGAACAAUCCAAAAGACAUCUCAUCCAUGGGGAAUAUUUUUCACAGUACUUGGAACAGUUCUAUUGGAUUUUGAUGCUGAUGCUUGCCAAAGCCCCUCAAGAGCAUAUCUAUUAGAUGUUUGUGUGCCAGAUGAUCAUGCUAAAGGUCUUUCAACUUUUACUAUUAUGGCUGGACUUGGUGGUUUCAUGGGUUAUUCAAUGGGUGGCAUUAAUUGGGAUGAUACAUCACUUGGCCGUCGAUUGGGAGGUCAUGUAAAAGCAGUUUUCACGAUUAUAACAUUCAUAUUUAUCGCGUGUGUGACAUUCACGGUGACUAGUUUUAAGGAAAUACCUUUGUGGGCCCUAGCUCCAUCUAAAAGUUCUAAAUCGGCGCGAACAGAAACGGAUCAUUUACAAGAUGGUGCUAUAAACUAUGGAACGUUAGAAAAUACCGAAUAUAAUGCAUCUGAACUUAAUGAGAAUCCGUUUGAUAAGCUGACAUCUAACGAUGUCCAACAGCAAUCGGAUUAUUUUAAGAGUAAUGCAGAUGAAAAUGAAAUUGGAGAGACUUCAUUUAUGGCAACCGAUGGUAUUCAACAACAAGAAGAAAUAUAUCCCAACAUAAACGAUAGUGAGAAUGUUGCCGCCGAACAACCUGUUGAAAAUCUGUCACACUAUUUACUCUCUAUUGUUUAUAUGCCACACUCCUUGCGUAUGGUAUGUCUCACAAAUCUCUUCUGUUGGAUGGCUCAUGUCUGCUACUCUUUGUAUUUUACGGAUUUUGUGGGUGAAGCUGUAUUCAACGGUGACCCCAAGGCUCUUGAGGGUUCACAAGCACAAAUCUUAUACGAAGAAGGCGUUCGUUUCGGAUGUUGGGGUAUGGCAAUGUACUCAUUGUCGUGUGCUUGUUACUCAUUUGUCAUCGAAAAACUCAUUCAACGUUUUAAAGCAAAGAAUGUUUAUGUCGGCGGCCUUUUAUUUUAUUGCACUGGGAUGUCUCUAAUGGCACUUACGCGUGCAAAGGCAAGUGUUAUUAUCUUCAGUUGGGCCGCAGGUGUUAUGUAUUCAACUUUAUUUACAAUGCCGUAUCUUUUAGUAGCUCAUUACCAUUCCAUGGGGACUGUAAGUAAAAGUAACAAAAAUAUAUUUAAGUGUAUGAAUAAUGGAAGGCAAAUUAAAUUUUUUGUAUAAAACAUCAUUAAAAAU